Molecule: messenger RNA, 1502 nt
Organism: Musca vetustissima
Lineage: Eukaryota; Metazoa; Arthropoda; Insecta; Diptera; Muscidae
Gene: fest
Exons: 8
Coding region: 1-1479 (492 amino acids)
Source: RefSeq, a predicted model, not a curated record
AUGGAAGGUGAAAACGGUGAUAUUUUGUUAACAAAAAAUUCUGCGGAUUUGGAAGAAAACUCCAAUACUGAAAAUGACAAUUCUGUGAAACCGUUAACUCAUUCGACACCAGUUGUUCUUAAUGGUGGUUUUAAUACCGAUGAAUUUCUAGCCCGUAUAAAUAUGAAUUCCAAAAUUAAUAACAUUUUGAGGUCGCCACCAAAAACUCCGACUGGCAUAAGGCAACGUUCGGUAUACACCACAUCGUCUCAAUUUAAUGCCGGUGCUGCUCCAUUUGUCUCGCAACAACAGCAUCAUCAUCAACGCAAUGCUGAAUCAACAGCUAGCAUGGCAUCUUUUGAUAUGGGACCUAGAGACACAUCAACUCCGACUGGUCACAUGGUUUCCCGACAAUUACCUCUAACAAUGUCACCACAUCCUUAUUGCAGUGCAGGUGCCGGUGGUGGGGGUGGAGGUUAUGAUUCUCCUAUAACCAGUCGUUCGAACAUUUCACGCAAUAGUACAUAUUUAUACAAUACCCGUUAUCCUUUUGUGGCUCAUCCAUCACCAAUCUAUGAAUGUGAAAGUGAUGCAUAUCGUAUGCCUCCUAGCAUGUCACCUCAACAUCAUGCCCAGCAAUUACCCCAACCAAUGCCACCGCCACCAUUUGUUUUGGCCCGCUUGAACAGCAAUCAUCAUCGGGCUGUUGAGUACGAACAUCCAACCCCACCGACUGUACCCUGCACUGGUGCUGGUCCCAUCGCCAUGACAAAUGGUACAAUUCAGCUACGUUUACGUGAUGGUAUACGCAUCGAUAUGACCUUGGAUAAGGCAGUUCGUGUACUAAAUCAACGUAGCAUGGUAGCCAUCGGUCUGUCUAGCAAUAGUAAUAGCUCUGCCCUCAUACAUCCCAAUGGGCGUGUGCUGCAAAGUGGCACAAAAGUAGAGCUGGUAACAUAUGAUGGCAUGAAAACUAAUAAUUAUGUACGCUAUGCAAAAAUGUGGUAUAAGGGCGUCAGUUUCACCAGCGAAACCUGUGCCUUAAUAUAUUUGGUUGAUACUGCUGGAACACGCACAACUACAGAUACAUUUACCGAUCUAACUAAGGACUAUACUCUGACCGUGUUCUAUGACAAUUCACGUCAUGGUCCAUCAUAUGUCCAAGCGGCAAAUGAGGUUAUACAAAAUGCCACAUACUCUUGUACCGACGAUGGAACCGAAACUUAUGACAUCAAUGGUUUCCGUAUUACUCAGGCUGCAGAUGGCUUAGUCAAAUUAACUCGUACUCACAAUAAGUGUUUAAUACGCACAAGUCCUGGCAAUGGAUCGGCAACUUUGACAACAAUGGGCAUACAUUGUACAGCAUCCUUGGGAAAAACUUCACAUUUAUUUGUAAGGCGCAAUGAAAAACGUAUGCAUUUUGAUGGUUCCAGUUUUAUUGUCCGCAAUGCUGGACAUUCGGCUGGCUUUAAUGAAGAUAAUUUAUUAAUUGUUUAUUAACAACGUUAGUGUUUACAAAAACG